Tachysurus vachellii is the source of this 6831-nucleotide messenger RNA. RefSeq names its product eukaryotic translation initiation factor 4 gamma, 3b (gene eif4g3b). NCBI's taxonomy places the organism in Eukaryota, Metazoa, Chordata, Actinopteri, Siluriformes, Bagridae. Gene Ontology annotation, molecular function: mRNA binding; translation initiation factor activity; protein binding. Bases 834 to 5975 code for a protein of 1713 amino acids. Gene Ontology annotation, cellular component: eukaryotic translation initiation factor 4F complex. The transcript is spliced from 34 exons. The record is from RefSeq and is a predicted model, not a curated record.
CCCCCUGGAAAAAAACAGCUGGGGAAGUUAGCUGGUCACCAGUUACACAGGUAAACAAUGUGCAUAAGAUUUUGUAACUUAAACCUGUUUGUUAUUGAGAAACAUGAAAUGCAACGAUGAAUAACUGACACAAAGUGUCGCUGUUAGAUCAUGGAGCUGUUAGAUCAGCUCAGAGACGAGCUUCUGUGAGAAAACACGUCAGAAAUAACACAGUCCCGUAUAAACAGGGUGUUAAAUCCGCUGGAAACUAACACCGGUGUAAUAUUUUCAGACGUUAUGUAUGAUAUCACGCGCUUUUGUUUACUCUUUCGAUCGCCACUUUAAAUCCCGAUUUCCGAAAGUUGCCGGAAAUCCCCGAUGUAAGCCGAAACGUCAGUCCUGUAGGACUGGCUGGAGGCGGCCACAUCGCCAUGUUGAUCGAAGUCAUCCUGCUCAGUAGAGAGUUACUCGUGAAAUAGCACUUCUAAAGAUCGGCUAUUCUUAAUUUAAGAAAGGGCACGUCGUCAAGAUCGCCCUGGCAAGCAGAGACGAGCUGGAUCCUCGGACACCCCGAGCGGGGAGGGGGAACAACCCCCCUACCUUCAGCAAUGAAGACAAACCCCAAUAAGCGCUAGCUAGCUAACGUUAGCUUGCUACUUGCUACUAGCUAGCUUAGCUUUCUGAACUAGCUUUUCCGCCACCGGCAACUCGGUCGUUGAGGCCCACUGCUGGCUCAACUCGCCAGCUAGCUACGUUUUAUACGCGUUAUUUUUUCAGCUGCCGGUCUACGGAGCUAGAUAUUUCUGUAAAUAGUCGCCUUUGAUUACUAUUAUUAUUUUUUUUUUUAUUUUGCAAUGAGUUUGCCGCAGAAAGCGGUUCCGAAGUCAGCCGCUCCAGCCGCUGCCGGACCCGGGCCGACUAACUCCUCUCAGCUGCGGACUCCGCUAGCCUCAGUGCCGCUGCCGGGACCGCCGCUCGCCCAGCAGCCUCCUCCAACACAAGUUUUCCUUAAUGCGUUGCACCCCAGGAUCCCCAGAGUGCAGCCGCCGCUGGACGAGCGAAUCUUCUCCACACCGCCUGGCGUUGCUGCCGUCUACAGUGUUCAGAGACCCCCUGGCCCUCCUUACACAGCCCAUGAAAUCAGCAAGGGACACCCAAACCUUGCAGCUACGCCUCCGGGCCACGCCUCCUCACCCGGCCUUUCUCAGGUAUCAGUUUCCACAGUAUCCACUGCGCAUCUGUAUGGCCACCCUAAAGCCUGGGAGGCAGGAGGAGGGUCGCCGUACACACCAGGUCAGAAUGCUGGUACAGCCUCGCUGGUCUACUCAACACAGACACAACAAAUGAACGUCCCGCCUCAAAGCCGCCCGUUUGCCCCAGGGCCUCGUCCCACCCAUCACCAGUUUUUCCAGAGAACUCAGAUGCAGCCUCCACGGCCCAGCAUUCCAAGCAACAGCCCUUCAAUUCGACCUGCUUCUCAGGCUCCGAAUGCCACUGUAUACUCGCCAAGCCCACCCAUCAUGAUGUCCAUGACGCCCAUGCCCUUCGCUUCCCCCCAGGCUGCGCAAUACUACAUACCCCAGUAUCGCCACACUGCUCCUCCGUACGUGGGGCCUCCUCAGCAGUACUCGGUUCAACCCACAGGACCUAGUACUUUCUAUCCUGGACAUAACCCUGGAGAGUUUCCACAAGCCUAUGCUACAGGGACUCCAUACUAUGCUAGUCAGACCAUGUACACCCCGUCUCCAUCCAUAAUAGUGCCUACACCGCAGCAACCUCCACCUACCAAAAGGGAGAAGAAAACAAUCCGUAUACGAGACCCUAACCAGGGCGGCAAGGACAUCACAGAGGAGAUCAUGUCAGGAGUGGGUGGGAGUCGGAAUCCCACUCCUCCGGUGGGACGGCCCUCCUCCACCCCAACUCCUCCACAGCAGCCGAACCAGGUUGUGGAACAUGGGCAUGUCAUCUAUAAUGUGGACAGUGCCCAGGUCCUCCCUGCUCCUGUCGACUUGAAACCAGAUGACAAGCCAAAGCUUGAGAGUGCUGUACUUAAACCUUCAUCACCAGGACUGUGUGCCGUGGAGCCUGCUGUCCAAAGGCGACAGCCCAGCAGUCCUGCCCCUGACCCACAUCCCACAGAGAAAUCAGAGCUUCCUUCUUCGGACCCAGAAGUUGCCCAGAGUGUAGUUCCAGCCUCAGUUCCAUCUCUUAGCCCCCCAAAACCCAUUUCAGCAGAGGAUGCAGCAGAAAAGCCCACCCCUCUAGCAGAGCCCAGUCCUACACAAGCUGUCACACCAGAGCCAGAUAAACCAGAGCCUGAGCAAGUGCCACCAGAGGUGUCUGCUUCUGCAUCACAAGCUCCAAAAGCCGUUAACGGGUUGGCUGAAACGGACGUCGUUCCUCCUCGUGACGAGCCCGAUUUUCUUCUGCAGUCCCAGUCAUCCACAGAGCCUAGUACUAUCCUGGAGACCUACAGUUUGGAUGUGAAGGCUGCAAGUCCACCAGCUUCAGAAAUUGUUUCUUCUGGCACCUUGGCCCCUUCCCUGCCUACUGCCAUUGCUGCUGCUGCUGCUGUUGCUGUUGCUGUUGUUGAAGCUGCCACUAGUGCUGUUCCCACACCUCCUCCAGGUCUUACUCACCCAGGCCAAGCUGCUCUAGAGGCAGGUCCAGCCCAGACAGCCUUGACUGGGCCAGAGUUAAGAGAUGCUGAAAAAGAGCCAGAGGUUGCCCAGGAAGAGAAAGAGGAGCCCACAUUACAAUCCAACCUUAGACAAAGUUCAAGUCAAGUUGUAUCUAGUUUACCAAAGACCUGGAAAAAGCCAAAAGAGGACACCCUUAUGGAGCAGGUUCAGUGUCCUGACAGAGAGGAUACACUGGAGCCAAUCAUCGAGGCCAAUACUGUGGAAACUUCCAGUUCAUCGUCUGUGGCUGUGGAGCAUCAAGCUUCAGCUGAACUGACAGUAGAGGAGAACGGAGAGCAGGAAGCAGAGCCGCUAAAGAAUGGACCCGCACACAGUUCUGAGGCUGAAGGCAGCGAUGGAUUUCUCACACCUGCACUGGAAGAGCCCAACAGCAACACAAUUCAGAAGCCGGAGCUGAAGAAUGGGAAGAGGCUAUACAAUAGAGACUUUUUACUGGGCUUCCAGUUCAUGCCUGCCUGUGUGCAGAAGCCAGAGGGGCUUCCACCCAUAUCUGAUGUGGUACUGGACAAGAUAAACCAAAAUAAGUUGCCCCUGCGGCCGGACCCACGGGGUCUCAUCUCCAGAGGCCCAGACUUCACCCCAGCCUUUGCAGACUUUAGUAGGCUGAUACCUUCAGGGAGAGGAGCACCGCUGCUGAAUCCAAAUCUUAGACGGCCUCCACCACGUAAGAUCAUCAUGAAUGUGUCUGUAAACGAUGAGGUACAGCUGAAGAAGGCUGAAAACGCCUGGAAGCCUGGCUUGAAGAGAGAGAGCGCCGCAGAGGACACCGAGACCCAGAAUACUCAGGAGCUUUUCCGGAAGGUGCGCAGUAUCCUUAACAAACUGACACCACAGAUGUUUAGUCAGUUGAUGAAGCAGGUGACAGACCUCACCAUCGACACGGAGGAGCGCCUUAAAGGCGUCAUUGACCUGGUUUUUGAGAAAGCCAUCGAUGAGCCCAGCUUCUCUGUGGCCUAUGGCAAUAUGUGUAGCUGUCUGGCUACUUUAAAAGUGCCCAUGGCAGACAAGCCCAACAGCACUGUGAAUUUCCGAAAGUUGCUGCUAAACCGCUGUCAGAAAGAGUUUGAGAAGGACAAAGUGAAUGACGAUGUCUUUGAAAAGAAACAGCGGGAACUGGAAGCAGCUGCCUCAACCAGUGAACGUGAGAGGCUACAGGAAGAGCUGGAGGAAGCCAAGGACAAAGCUCGCAGAAGAUCCAUUGGUAACAUCAAGUUCAUCGGGGAGCUAUUUAAGCUGCGAAUGUUGACCGAGGCCAUCAUGCACGACUGUGUGGUGAAACUGCUAAAGAAUCACGAUGAGGAAAGCCUUGAGUGCCUCUGUAGGCUCCUUACAACCAUUGGCAAAGAUCUGGACUUCGAGAAGGCCAAGCCACGAAUGGAUCAGUACUUUAACCAGAUGGAAAAAAUAGUGAAGGAGAGGAAGACUUCAUCACGGAUUCGCUUCAUGCUCCAGGACGUAAUUGACCUGCGUCUGCAUAAUUGGGUAUCACGAAGAGCUGAUCUGGGGCCCAAGACUAUUGAGCAGAUCCACAAGGAGGCCAAAAUCGAGGAGCAGGAAGAGCAGAGAAAGGUUCACCAACAGCUGCUAUCCAAGGACAAGAGGAGACCAGAUCAGAGAGUCAUUUCAAGAGAAGAGACCUGGAACACUGUGCCUGUGCCUAAGAACAGUAGAACAAUAGACCCCAAUAAGAUUCCCAAAAUCACCAAGUCAACAAUAGAUGAUAAGAUUCAGUUGGGCCCGUUGGGACGAUCACAGCUCAGCUGGGUGAAGGGCAGCAGUGGAGGAGCUGGAGCCAAGGCCAGUGAAUCAGAUAUCUUGCGUCCCAGCAGCCUGAACCGUUACUCACCACUUCAGUCCUCAGUUCCAUCCUCUGCCUCCACUCCAUCUGCCUCCCCUGACAUUGACUCUAGAGGAAGCCUGAGCAGUCGUGGAAGCUUAGGUCGGGAGCGCAAUGAUAAACCAUCGACUCUGGGUCCCUCACGGUCUGGCCCUCCAUCUGUGGGUGGGCCAGGGAAGGAGGCUGCUGAGGAGCAGACGCAGGAAGACGUUCACAAGGACACGCACGUAUCCGACACCCCUAAACUGCAGUCCGGUAUAGCUAGCGGAGGCAAACUGGAACGCAGCCAAUCCAGGGAAUCUGUAAAACUUGAAGCAAUGCCAGGCCCUACUACAGACAAGCCUGCGUUAUCAGAGGAGGAGAUGGAGAAACGAUCCAAGUCCAUUAUCGAUGAGUUUUUGCACAUUAAUGAUUACAAGGAGGCCAUGCAGUGCGUAGAGGAACUGGAACAGGCCACAAUGCUAUACGUUUUUGUGCGGGUGGGUGUGGAGUCCACGCUGGAGAGGAGCCAGAUCACACGUGACCAUAUAGGCCAGCUGUUCCAUCAGCUGCUGCAGGCUGGAAUCCUCUCCAAAUCUCAGUUCUUUAAAGGGUUUUCAGAAAUCCUUGAAAUAGCAGAUGAUAUGGCCAUUGACAUUCCUCAUAUAUGGCUGUACUUAGCGGAGCUAGUUAAUCAUUUGCUCCGGGAAAGAGGAAUCUCUGUGAGAGAAUUAUUUAGUGAAUUUAGCAAACCAUUACUCCCUGUGGGAAGAGCUGGCAUAUUAUUUUCUGAAAUAUUGCACCUUCUAUGCAAACAAAUGAGCCAUAGGAAAGUGGGGGCCUUAUGGAGGGACUCUGGACUGAGCUGGGCUGAUUUCCUUCCUGAAUCAGAGGAUGUGCACAGCUUCAUUACUGAGCAGAACCUAGAGUUCACUCUUUCUGAUUGCUCAAGUCCACCCAACAAGGUCUCUACGACAAAACUCUCACCCGAAGAGCUGAACAAGCAACUUGAAAAACUUCUCCUGGAGGAUGUGGUUAGCGAUGAACAAAUCUUCGACUGGGUAGAGGCAAAUCUAGACGAGUCGGAAAUGAGCUCAGCACCCUUCCUCAGAGCUCUGAUGACUGCUGUGUGUAAAGCAGCGGUCAAAUGGGAAAACACUUCCUGUAGAGUGGACACGGCCAUUAUCCAAAAGCGUAUGCCUGUAUUACACAAGUACCUUAACUCAGACACGGAGAGACAGUUGCAAGCACUUUAUGCACUUCAAGCUUUGAUCGUGAAUCUGGACCAGCCUCCGAACUUGCUCCGUAUGUUCUUUGACUGUUUGUAUGAUGAGGACGUAAUAUCGGAGGACGCGUUCUACAAGUGGGAGGCCAGCAAAGACCCAGCUGAGCAACAGGGCAAAGGGGUAGCGCUCAAAUCUGUGACGGCCUUCUUCACAUGGCUCCGAGAGGCAGAGGAGGAGUCAGAAGACAAUUGACAAAAGGGGAAAAAAGGACACAUUUGUGGGCGUGUGCUAAUACAGACAAUAGUUGCUGAAACAAUAACUGCAUCUUCUAAAAUGAAAUCCAAGCAAACUUUAUGUAUCAAUGGGAAGAACGGAGCGCACCAGUGCACAUGGUACGGUUCACUGUCGUAAAGCAACGUGAUGACUUACAAUUGCUGGAGCACUAAAAAAAAUACGUGUUAUUUAUAGUAAUAUUUCAUUUACAUUUUUAAUUUCCUCUUUUGUUACUUUUUAAGGAAAAAAGACUUUAAUAAUACAUUUACGUGCUAUAAUGAAACAGACGCUCAGUACACACUCUAAUUUAUGAUUUCCCUUCCCCCUUUUCUUUUGUUUUCUAUUUUAAAGACCGGCAAACAGUUGUAUUUACAGUUGCAGAUGGUCACAAUGAGGCAUUGGUGGAUAUAGAAAUAAAGUUAAUGAUAUUAUUAAUAUAAUAACUGUAAACAUUGUUUGGAAAUCCUCCCUGACUUAGGAUUGUUCAGUUAAUCAAGUUGAACAGGGAAACGACAGUCAGGGUUUUUAGAGGUUUGGCAUUACGUUCCAUCAGAUUUUUGAGGUUAGUAUCGACAUAACCGUACAAGUUUUCCUUCUGCUUUAGCUCUACAAAGAACCGUUGAAUCCAGCAGAACUAUGCAUUCAGAAGACUGCUGCGAUUCCGAUCAAAACAAGACCUUUGAAUGGAAUUAAAGAGCAAAUGGCAACUUGUACAAAGACACUUAAGAGAUGUUGCUAAACCUAAAGUGCUUGUAAUUCUUCAUACUGAUAGAGCAAAUUUAAAACCUGUAAAUAAAUUCAAAACCAAAAAAAAAAUCAUGUUAAAAAAAUCAAA